AUGAACAAUUCAACUAAAUGUAAUUACAGGAGGUUAUCCCUCUUUGCUAGUUUAUCUGUAAUGUUUUUUUGUGGUUCUACUUUUGUUCCUAAAUAUGAUACGAAUGUAGUGAAGACUUUUUGUGAUGAAGAAUCCUGUCAGAAGGGGGAAGUAUUUGGGAGGAUUCUUGGACAAGCAGGGGUACAAGGCGUGCUAGGAGUGAGGAAUGAAUUAAUUAGUUUUAGAAGAAGAUCUGUUUAUUCCCAAAUGGAUAAACUUAUGGAUUGUUUAUUUAGAGGAUUUUUAGAUACAUUAAUGUGGUUUACUGAAGAAGUUUACAAAUCGGAUGGAAGUGAAGCUGUUAACAAUACUGCAAUGAUUGAAAAAAUUAUUAGAAAACAAAUGUACACAGAGGGCGUUACUCUUUCAAAUAGAACGGUAACUAAUGAAGUGCAGAGAACGAAGGAACGUCACGACGAAAUUGCAGCGCAGGGAACUACCUCCGAGGUAGUCAAACGUAUGAUGAAGAUGUACGAACUUGAAAAUAAUUUAUCCAAAGAAACCAUGAAAAAAGUUAGUGCUCCAAAUAGAACAGAAAACAUACAUGACAUCUUGAAUACAGAAAAGAUAAAACUUAAAAUUAAGAAGAAAUUGGAAACCAUACCGUACACUUACGAUGAUGUUAUUAUUGAUUCUGUGUCAUCCAGAAUUAUUGGACGCGUUACGGACAUAUCUAAGGACGAAAAUAUU
Molecule: messenger RNA, 729 nt
Organism: Plasmodium cynomolgi strain B
Lineage: Eukaryota; Apicomplexa; Aconoidasida; Haemosporida; Plasmodiidae
Exons: 1
Source: RefSeq, a predicted model, not a curated record